This is a messenger RNA of Bombina bombina (fire-bellied toad), 2293 nucleotides long. RefSeq names its product phospholipase A2 inhibitor gamma subunit B. Bases 81 to 692 code for a protein of 203 amino acids. Lineage: Eukaryota; Metazoa; Chordata; Amphibia; Anura; Bombinatoridae. The record is from RefSeq and is a predicted model, not a curated record. The transcript is spliced from 5 exons.
AGUAUAAAAUGUCUGUGUACCACUUUAUUGUAACAUAACUGAUUCAGAGAACAGACUGUCAUUCUCAACCCAAAACGUACAUGAAGUCUGUUGUCAUCAUGAGAAACUUUCUCAGCCUCACCUUUAUCCUGUUAGCUCUCACACCUUCAGGUAAUUGUCUCUCAUGCAUACAUUGUGUAACACUAGACGGCAGCCCUUGCAAUGGACCGUCAGUUGUCUGUGCAGCUGGAGAAGUCUGUUUGUCCGUAAUCACACAUGCAACAGUUGGUGAAGUGGAACCAGUUACAACAUUUAACAGAGCUUGUGGAAAACCUGAAUGCUGUGACAAGUCUACAAGCUUUAGUCACCCCAGUGGUUAUUUAAGGAAUGAUCAUACAUGCUGUUAUACCGACGACUGUACUCCACCCAUCCCCACUUUACCACCUGUUACUUCUGAGAGGAAUGGUGUGAUCUGCAGAGGAUGCUUUUCUCCUGAUUCUGACAACUGUGAUGAUACUAAUAUGAGUUGCACUGGAGAUGAGACUCAGUGCAUCCAAGUAUUCACAACAACAUCAGGUCUUAUAUCAGGGAUGUCAAUUCUACGUGGUUGCGCAUCAAAACAAACCUGUGAUAUGGGAAACCAAUACUCAUCUUCCGGUCAAGUGCAUGUUAUUGCAGAGGUGUCCUGUAGCCCUGGAUCCUAUGAAAUCUGAUUCUACAGCUCAUUGAAUCUCUCCUCCUCUUAAAAACUUGUGUAGUAUUUAAUUGUUUUAAACAAUGUGUAUUUUCCCUGUUAUCUAUAUACGCUAUCUAGAAGAAUACAAGAAAAUAUAUAUUUGGCAUAGAAAGUAGAAAAAAAAGUAGAUGUUUAUAAAAGCUGUUAAAUGUUUAAAUAUGAGUUAGCAAAAAAAAAUAUAAAGCUUGUCAGACACUUAGGGUUGGAUUACUCAAUGUUGGUAAAACUGAUUUAGCUACAGGAGAAAGUAGCUUUUUCUAUUUGUUUAAGGGUCAGCCUACUCCAAAUUCUUUAUUGUUCAAAAAGAUAAAUAGGGGACGGAGCCUAGCAGCCCAGGAUAAUGGCUGCACAUUGAUACAGCUCUGCAGCCCUAAACGUUGCCGUGAUAGUACAAAUGGUCCUAAUGACACUAUAACACCUACAAGUAAUAGGGAUAACCUCUCUGAAUAAGUUAGCAGCAGACAUACCCUAAAAAAACACCUGGGUCAGCGAGGAUUAGACGGAGAAGAAGCUGAUACGGUACCAUUAUAGUAUAUAUCUAUUAAAUUAAAUUUGGUUUUCAUCAAAUUUAAUGAUGACUUGACAUAUAUACCAAAGGAAAGAUAAAUAAAUGUAAGUUAUAAUGUUUAUUUAAAAAAAACACAAUCUUAUAUAGCUUCCAAACACAAACAUUCCACUGGAUAAACUUACAAGUUUUGAAUCCACCCAUAGAAAGAAGAGAGACAGCGUAUGUUAGGGCCACUAAAUGCAAUAGAAUUACAUAAUUAACAAGUACAUAAUAAAAAGACAAUGCAAUAACAAUUACUCUAAAUUUCAAAUAAGCAGUAGAUUUUUUUUCUGGCAAAUUAUUUUUUUCCCAUUUCUGGCCAUCUGUAUCAUGUGACAGACAUCACCCAAUCACAGACUAGUAUAAGUAUACCCUGUGAGCUUGUGCACAUGCUCAGUAGGAACUUGUUCCUCAGAAAGUGUGUAUAUAAAAGACUGCAAAUGUUGAUAAUGGAAGUAAAUUGGAAAGUGUCUUAAAACUGCAUGAGCUUUCUGAACCAUAAAAGUUUAUUUUGACUGGAGUGUCCCUUUAAUAGAUUUGUAGCAAGUGUCAUAUAACGUAUUUGCUACAAGGCAUUCAGAGAGAGCCCAUUACAAGUUUAGGCAGCCAAAACCACUGUCUACCCUACAAGAGCUCUGGCCAUCUUGCUCUUGCAAGUGAAGUGCGAUAGCUCAUGAUUUGCUACGUAUAGCUAGUGCUGGUACAAAGCUCUUGCUACAGGUAGCUAACGUUGUGUAAUCCAGCCCUUAAAGGGACAUAACAGCUUAUUUAAAUAUAUAUAUAUACCGCAGUGCUAAAAUAUAUGAAUUUUGCAAACUAUAAUCAGUUUUGUGAUAUCUCUUCUUUAUAGAAAAACAGAAGUAACUCUUUUUACCCCAUUCUAGGACAACUUUCUAUAUUUUUUGCAUUUUUAGUCCCCUGAAUGUGUGGCAGAAGAGUUUCAGUGUCUCUAAUAAAUGGCUUAUUUACGUUCACAAAAAUGAUAUUAUUGUCAGAGCUUGUUUCCACAAUAAACAAACUAUUGAAAUUAA